CGCCUCAGGGCGGGGGGUACAAAAGGGAGCCGGCUGCGGUCGGAUGUCGGUGGCGGCUCAUUAGUUCAUUGUCUCAGACUUGGCUGGGUCUUGGGCAUGGCCACACCAUGCGUCAUUCUCCUCACAAUACUCGGAGCGGAAGUCGCCGGCAAGUCCUCUGAAAGUUUGGAAUCGGAGCUCCAGUGUUGCACAGAUACGAUGGAGGUGAACACUACCUGCCUAGCCAACAGCCAGUGCAGUCCAGGCUGCUACAGGCGGUGGAACGAAGACGGCAGCAGCAGCUGCAUCAAAUGUGAGAACGAAACAGUCCCUGCCACACCGGCUUACAAUCUUACUGACUGCCCAAUUGGUGAUGACAGAGGAAUGAAUCCCCAAAUUAAUUCCACUAGCCUGUCCCCAGUUCCAGUGAGUACAGGGAGACCAGAAGUAGCCGUUUCUCUCAUCUUUGGGACGUUUUUUAUCAGCCUCUUCCUCAUAAUGUGCGUCGCUUCUUUCUUCUACCUCAAACGUGCUAAUAAACUUCCAAACCUCUUCUACCGACGAAGCAAAGCAUCUGUCGUGCAGUCUGCUGAAUCAGCGUCGAUGUUAUCUCCACCUUCUUCAGUACGCAAGCCCCGCUACGUCAGAAGAGACCGGUCGCUCAUGACGCCUGGCUCCAGCACAACCAUCUCUACCGAAACGAGGGUCAGCAACGUGUAGGGGCUGGUUUCGCCCACCAGGAUUUGUAAAUACUGGCACAGCUGGAGAAAUUUGGACACCAACUUCAGCCAAGCGCCAGGAGCAACACCCAAAAUAGCUAGCCGCGAAGGGGAGAAAGAUGAGUUGGUCUGUCCGCAGAGAACAGGCUUGGGUCAGCAAGCAGAGAAUGAAGAAAUGUGAAUACUGAGUUCCUCCUCAGAAGAGAGCCAGUUCUGUGAGUGGCUCCCAGUGGAGCUGCCGAGUGGAUUUUCCUUUUGGUCUGUCGGGAGAAUCCGCUCCUUUGGGGGACGGUGCAGGUACGACGGGCAACGUCCCCUGGACCACAAUCACCUUGCCGGCUGUUGAAGUGGAGCCCACGGCACAGUUGGGCGACACAGUUGGGUGGGCUGCCACGCAGCGCCCGUUUUUUGUUAACACAAAGUGCCACGUUUUGAUGCUUGCGGGGAGGUGUUGGGAGCCUCAAAGGCUCUGUGCCCUGGCCAGAGAUCACUCCGCCCCAUUUCCCCAUCCCUUUUGAGUUGGUUUUGAGCGAGGCCUUAAGUACAUGGCAGUUCUGGCCAUCAGUUUAGCUGAUGGGGACAGCUUUGAUUCCUUCUGCCCCAUUUCCCCCCGGGCUCCAGUCUGCAUUUCCUCUGCUCUUUUGCAGUGCAGGAUUGACCUGGAAUUGCACAGCCAACUGCUUUAACUCCCAGGGGUAGGUCUACUAGGUGUUGAUGCUUGUAGACUGUCCAGUGCUCCGCACAGCUAAGCAAGGUGGGUAUUUGGGGGAGUUUAGGACCAAAUGUGAGUGAAUAAGAAGUCAGUCUAGCAGCCACUGAUCCCUGGAUGUGGAGGAAUUCGCGCGCUGGAAUGGUUGAUCCAUUUCAGCUUCUCCUUUUCAUUUCCCCCGCCACCAUCAUGGCUGCCCUAGACAAGACCUGGAGCCUCUCUGCUUCUGCUAGUCAUGGUAAUGCUGAAGCAUCCUUUGGUCUCUCAAGUCCUCUUACUCGCCUCACUGUUAGACAGUGUUCUGCACAGAUUCCCCAGCCCAGGUUCCCCCCCCCCCCCAUUUGCCUUCUUCCAAAGCUCAGUAGUUUCUUUCCAAAGGAGGCCCACGCCAAGCGGAUCAGCGGGAUCUCGUACAAAGAAGGCUUUGGGGUCCAAGGUAACGCAAAGAUGCUCUUUUCUUUGACGGAGUCUAUUUUUGAUGACUUUUUGUAAAGUACUUUUCUCUCGAUUGAAAUCCCUCUUCCAGGGAUAGUGGGUGCCUUCCGUUUUUAAUUUUAUUUUUCUAAAGAAAAAAAAAGGUUUCGAUCUGACUUGGGCCAAACAGAGCGGGACGGAACUUGCAAGGGUGAAGCAGCAAUCGCCUUUUGUGGGUGGCAAAUUCCACGUGCCGACGUCGAGACCUGGGCUAGAAAUGAACUCCCUGCCCCCAGAGAAAACCUUUCCGAAUUAUUUGCCUGGGAGCCCCAGGUGCAGUUUUUACCAAAGGCCAACCCUUUUUUGUGGGGCUGUACCAUUUCUGGCUGUAGGGGGGUGGUGGUUCCUAUGGCUGAAUGCUUCAGCAGACAAAUUAUGUUGAAGGGAAAGAGUCUAGUUCAGAUGACUCCGUUAUACUUGGUAGGAACGUUACCACCCAAAGUGGUGAACUCCAGACCGGGCUUUAAUGCCACCUCUGCUGUUUGUAAUGUGGGCUUAUGUAGGGGUAGGAAACCUUUCCACCCAAAGGAUACCAGUCUAGCUGCGGGAGACAACCCCGUCUUCCUUUCAUGCCCGUGUGCGGCGUUCUCUCCAGCGCAGGUGUCAUUUUCUUGCCGGAGGAGUGUGUUUGUUUUUUGAUGUCCAUGAACCUUUUGACCCAACCUCCUUGGCUCGCUUGCAUUUUCCCCAUGGCUAUCCUCCCCACCCCAAGAUGGAUAAUUUAAGUGGGGAUUUGCUGGCAGAGGUUGCCGAACGCAUUUGCGGGGAAAUGCCGUCACUAUGAAAAGAGGCGGGGCAAAGAAUUGCGGCUGGCGGGAGCGGGGCCGUCUUCUCCUCUUGCACAUUUUUUCCAUUUAAUUUAGAUUUUUGAAAAAGGCACGACUUUGACGCCAGCCGUUGUUAUGUACAAAUUGCAGUCAGGAACUGUGUGUGGCUUCACCCUUCCCUCCCAACGUGUGUAAUGAUUGUAGGGAACGUAAGAGCUGUGUGUGUUGUUGUUUUUUCUUCUUAAGGGGAAAGUUUUACUGUGUUAAACUGGUAUGUGUGUGUUUUAUCACGCCAUUCAAAGCAGGGAAAGCCGCCUCCUUUGGCCCGUCUCAGGCAGGGAAGUGGCUCGUGGUGGCCACAAGGGGGCGCUCUUCGCCGGGUAGAAUCAGCUGCUAAACUUUAUUUUGCACUGUGUUGGGUCCAAGGCAGAAAGUGUUGUAUAUUUUUUGUUCUUCCCUUUUUCCCCCCUAAUUGCUUUAAUAAAAGUUGUGUGGAUUCAUUUGGA
Sphaerodactylus townsendi is the source of this 3154-nucleotide messenger RNA. It is a transcript of the gene LG16H1orf159, whose product is annotated as linkage group 16 C1orf159 homolog. NCBI's taxonomy places the organism in Eukaryota, Metazoa, Chordata, Lepidosauria, Squamata, Sphaerodactylidae. The transcript has 9 exons. The record is from RefSeq and is a predicted model, not a curated record. Bases 97 to 699 code for a protein of 200 amino acids.